Molecule: messenger RNA, 693 nt
Organism: Fonsecaea multimorphosa CBS 102226
Lineage: Eukaryota; Fungi; Ascomycota; Eurotiomycetes; Chaetothyriales; Herpotrichiellaceae
Exons: 1
Coding region: 1-693 (230 amino acids)
Cellular component (GO): mitochondrion
Molecular function (GO): acyl-CoA dehydrogenase activity
Source: RefSeq, a predicted model, not a curated record
AUGUGGAUUACUAACUCGAUGGAAGCCGAAUUCUUCCUCGUUUUCGCCAAUCUUAACCCCGACGCCGGAUACAAGGGCAUCUCGGCGUUCGUUGUUACCAAAGACAUGAAAGGCUUCAGCAUAGCCAAGAAGGAGAAGAAGCUCGGGAUCCGGGCCUCAAGCACGUGCGUCAUCAAUUUUGACGACGUCGAAAUCCCCAAGGAGAAUCUCCUAGGCCAGGAAGGUCAGGGCUACAAGUAUGCCAUUGGUCUUCUGAACGAAGGACGUAUCGGUAUUGGCGCUCAGAUGACGGGAUUGGCUCUCGGAGCAUGGGAAAAUGCCGCCAAAUACGUAUGGAACGAUCGAAAACAGUUCGGCAAGCUGGUCGGUGAGUUCCAAGGCAUGCAACAUCAACUUGCCCAAGCCUACACGGAAAUCUGCGCGGCCCGCGCUCUGGUCUACAACGCCGCUCGGAAGAAGGAGGCAGGCGAGGACUUCGUCACCGAUGCCGCCAUGGCCAAGCUGUAUGCCAGUCAAGUUGCCGGGAGAGUCAGCGGAUUAGCAGUUGAGUGGAUGGGCGGCAUGGGUUUCGUCCGCGAGGGCAUCGCUGAGAAGAUGUUCAGGGAUAGCAAGAUUGGAGCCAUCUAUGAGGGCACGAGCAACAUCCAGCUCACCACGAUAGCGAAGGCACUGCAAAAGAAGUACACGUCAUGA